Molecule: messenger RNA, 1701 nt
Organism: Pieris rapae (cabbage white)
Lineage: Eukaryota; Metazoa; Arthropoda; Insecta; Lepidoptera; Pieridae
Exons: 4
Coding region: 199-1701 (500 amino acids)
Biological process (GO): regulation of DNA-templated transcription
Molecular function (GO): RNA polymerase II cis-regulatory region sequence-specific DNA binding; DNA-binding transcription factor activity, RNA polymerase II-specific
Source: RefSeq, a predicted model, not a curated record
UUGUCUUAGUCCGAAAUCCGAUUUAUCCGAAGUUAUUUAAUUUAUAAUAAUAUGAUUGUUAUCAAAUAUAUUUAUUCGUUUUUAUGUUAUAAUACUAACGAUUAUUGCUAAUUUCUUUGUUAACUAUUUUAAUAAGUAUAUUCGUGUAAUGCGACGUACAUCGUGCUUACAAUAAAGCACUUAUUUAAGAAACUAGAUAUGAAACAUAAUAAAGGAAAAUUUGAUGAGAACUCAUAUUGUAUGCUACUGAAAAAUUGUAAAGAAAAAAUACUAUGUGAUUUCUGUGACAAAACAUUUGAUAGCAGAUAUUCACAUAUAAUUCACAAUGCACAUCACAUUGUUAUACCUUUGUUGAAGCAGGAACUUCACCAAUGCAAAGAUUGCCUUUACCAUUUCCAAACAGUUAAUGAUCUAGUCAAACACCUUUUAGAGAAACAUAAUCAUGUCUCAGCAUUGCAACAAACUGUUAACAAAAAUAUAUUUAAUUCUCCAAGUACAAGUAUAUCAAAUAAAAAAUUAGAAAUCAUAAACAUUUCGGAUGAUGAAGAUAAUACAGAGGGUAAAGGGGACAUUUUAAACUGUUAUAAACAUUUAGAAAAAUCACCUGUUGAAAAAAAAAUUACGAAGGAAGAAACAUCUACAAUUAAGGGCUCAAAGAGCCAAAUAGAUUCUUAUAUUAAUGUGAAAACUGAAAGUUUAUGUAAUACAUGGAAAGUGGCAAUCGAUAAGAGGGUGAUAGGGUUUAAUUUGUAUGAUACUAGGAAAGAUAUUGAGAAUGAGGAAUAUAUAUUGCCAGAUGUGUAUUACAAUGUUAAAAUAUCGCCAAAUAUCGAUAGUAAAUUAACUAAAUCACAAUUAACAAAUACAGAGUCAAUAAGUAACUGUAGAAGCGCAAGUGGAAAUAAUGAUGGAAUGUUACAGUUGAAUACAGAUAGCGAAAGAUGUUUAAGUAUAAAUUAUAAUGAGCUAACUCAAUCAUGCAAUUAUAAAUGCAAGUACUGUCAAAAUGUCAAUAUGUUUCCUAACAGAUAUGCACUGACACUUCAUCAAAUGUCACAUUUAGAAAUAGCAAACAUCCAACCGAGUCUUUGCCUCAUGUGCGACAAAUAUUUUAGCUGUGGCAAUUUAAAAAAGCAUUUAAAAGAAGUACAUAGCAAUGUCAUUCUGAAGAAUUCUAAACUAAAUGCAUGUACAAUAUGUAAUUUUAAGUACUAUAGUUACAAGAAACAUUUAUACAAUUAUCAUCACAGUUUGUUUAGUUGGGAGAGUUGUCCGGAGAGAAUCACUUUGAGUAAUAUGAAUAAAUUUCAUGGCAACAUUGCUAUGAAAACUAUAUAUCACAUAAGUGGUUCCAACACGGAUAUCGUUGAAUUAUGUGCCAAGUGUUUUAAGAAGAUGACAAAUUCUAAUAUUGAGCAUAUUAAAGUCAGCACAUGUAGGAAGGCAGGUUGUCAGUUAAAAUGCAGCAAUUGUCAUGAUAAGUUUUCAGAGAUAAAUUUUGUGGAGAAAUGGCAUCCGGUGUAUGUGAGUCGGUUUAAGUUCGAGGAAGAAGUGAAGAAGAGAAGGAAGAAGACAAAUGAAGAUCGGUUGAGAAAUAUUCAGAUGCGAUUGAAGAUGAUUAAUAAAUUGAGUCGGUUUUAUGUUUGGUUUUAUUUAUUUAAAAAAAUCCUAAAAAUAACCUCAAAACCCUCCAAGGGCUAA